Helobdella robusta is the source of this 1014-nucleotide messenger RNA. RefSeq lists its product as hypothetical. The transcript has a single exon. Bases 1 to 1014 code for a protein of 337 amino acids. Lineage: Eukaryota; Metazoa; Annelida; Clitellata; Rhynchobdellida; Glossiphoniidae. The record is from RefSeq and is a predicted model, not a curated record.
AUGGAAGCAGCACUCAACUACAUUCAAUCAACGAAAAGUAAGAAGUUCAAGGACAUGAAUGAUGGCAAAAACAAAAAUAACGACGACGACGAUUUUUACGACGCCUGGGGAUUAUUAAAACAAGUUGAACUUAAAGACAAAUUUAUAAAGAAUUUGAACGAAAAACUCCAGGAAACUGAAACCAAGCUGAAAGCUCUCAACCAAAAAUUUAAAAUCAGAGGCAAGGAGUUUGAUGAGUACAUGAUGAACCACAAAACGGACCUGUACAAUCAAUUAAAACAAAAUCGGUCGUCUCAGUUAGAUUCAAUGAGGUCUGAAAAGAGAUUAGCAGAUGAAGAGAAACAAUUGGAAACAAUGACCAAGGAGGCAUACGAGAAGAUCGCCAGCAUGGAAAGUAAGGACUCCAUUGAGGAUCUGGAAGGAGUUUUCGUAGAAUUUCCGAACGGAAGUGAUGAAGGGAUGAAGACGCUUCUUGAAAUAAAACCUACAGAAAAAUUGAAAUCAUUGAUCGACUUUCUUCUGAAAGGAAACGAACAAAAGGUACAGCUGCAGAAAAGUCUGACGGAUCUCAAAAACGAAAGAGCUAAAAUUUUAGAGCUCAUGUCAAAAAAAUUAGGCAUAACAUUUGACCAGAAAGAUCUGCAUAAUGUAGAUUUUGAGGAAUUAUUCGAAAACUUCGCACGUGAUGUGGACAAAGAAACAGAAGAAAAAAAUGAAAUGAAGGAAAAUCUCAAUCUAAUCCGAGAAAAAUUAUCGAAAGCCCUGGAAGACAACAGAGUGAUAAAAGAGAAAGCCAUGAAACUGGAAGACAAUCUUAAAAUGAAGGAGACGGAACGAAAUCUCCGAAACCAGUCAGCGAAAGAAGGUAACAGCACCCCGGUCAAUAACAAAUCCGCGUCCAAAAACAAGAAAGUCCGAUUUUGUAACCUGAAAACCACUCAGAUCUAUCCUUUCAUGGAGAAGGAUUUCGAACUCGUCAGCGCAAAUAAACCCGCUGCAAACAACUUCAAUUAA